AUGGCUGGCAUAUGGUGGUGGCAUGGCUGGCUAGCAUAUGGUGGUGGCAUGGCAUAUGGUGGUGGCAUGGCAUAUGGUGGUAGCAUGGCAUAUGGUGGUGGCAUGGCAUAUGGUGGGCAUAUGGUGGUAGCAUGGCAUAUGGUGGUGGCAUGGCAUAUGGUGGUGGCAUGGCAUAUGGUGGUAGCAUGGCAUAUGGUGGUGGCAUGGCAUAUGGUGGUAGCAUGGCUGGCUAGCAUAUGGUGGUGGCAUGGCUGGCAUAUGGUAGCUAGUAUAUGGUCGUAAAAGAUCUCUUAAGCAUACUGGUGUUAAUACUAGAAUCGUGUAGAAUUUCUUCUUUUGUCUUUCCAGAAGAAACAAGAAACGAAAUCUAUACUGUUACAAACAACAAAUCAAACAACAAAUAAAAGUGUAACAUCUACGGAGCGGACAUGAGCAUGGAGUACAAGCCUAAGGUAACAUCCACGGAAUAG
This is a messenger RNA of Hymenoscyphus albidus, 470 nucleotides long. Lineage: Eukaryota; Fungi; Ascomycota; Leotiomycetes; Helotiales; Helotiaceae. The record is from the annotation of a GenBank genome assembly.